Molecule: messenger RNA, 6358 nt
Organism: Tribolium madens (black flour beetle)
Lineage: Eukaryota; Metazoa; Arthropoda; Insecta; Coleoptera; Tenebrionidae
Exons: 21
Coding region: 146-5995 (1949 amino acids)
Biological process (GO): signal transduction
Cellular component (GO): nucleus; plasma membrane
Molecular function (GO): protein binding; guanyl-nucleotide exchange factor activity
Source: RefSeq, a predicted model, not a curated record
ACUUCGGCUCCGGUUAGAUUUUGAUGCAUGCGCGAGGAUUUACGCUCGUAUUUAAAUGAAAUAACGCGGGAGAAAUGUUUUGCGAUAGAUUUUGUGUUUUAGUGACGUGAUUUUAUCGAAUUUGGAUUAUAAAUUGACGCAAACCAUGCUGAAGUGGACUGUAAUGGCUCGGCGAGAUGCCGAGAAAUCCGACGCCUCGCGCCGUCCAACGGCGGAUGCAACAACCAGCGAAACCACUACUCCGAAGAGUAACAAGCCGAAACGACGUCAUUCCAGUGGCCAUCGGCGGUCUGGAGGUCGGCGUUCGAGUCUAGGACUCGAAAUGGAUAAAGAGAAUCAAUUCACGUCCACUCCGAUCAAGUCCUUUGAGGAUCAUCACCAAUUUGACGCUCUAAGAGACGUCAGCAAUCUAACACCAAACCGACGAGUCCUCUCUGCUAAAAAAUGCAGACGGAGUGCGUCGCCGUCCUCCCAUAGGAAACAUAAGAAGAAAAAACUCUGUCUCAACCCUUCGCACAGGAAAGAGUUCGGCGAGGGCAAAUCCGGGAAGAAUUAUUUCAGACCCUUUGAAACGGUCGAUUCGCACAUUGAGGGGGUGCUUGUUGAUGGGGUAUGCGAAUGCAAUAGUGGAGAAUUGCGGAUGAAAAGGCGCAUCGAGGACACGUACGCACCCACUUUACCCACUUUCGCCAUGGAAUACUCACCCUGUUUCAUGAGAGAUGCACAUUGUGUAGCAAAAGCAACCCCACUUGGGAAAUAUUUAGCACAAGAUCAAGACACGCCCCAUCCGAGUAAAAAACCGAAGAUCGAUCAUGUCAGUGAUUUUUUACACCAAAUUAAUUUCAUAACGUCCCCGGAAGACGAUAAAUUGACGUGUUUUACGAUGGAAUCAAAGUCAACACUCAAAUUACGCGAGGAUUCCAAAGUCUCGCCUCUAGUCAAAAAAUUAGUAGAUCUAAGGUUCAGUCAAUUAAGUUACGAUAAGAACAUUGUAGAUACUUGUAAAAACAACUCCUCCCUAAUUAACGACUUAUCUCUCGACCAAAUCGUCGACGCCAUCCUCAACUCUUCCACUGAAAGCGAGCACACCAACAAAACCAACACUAACAAAGACAACGAAUCAAAUGAAACGCAAGAAGAAAAUUUAAUAAAUAUAGAAAAUGAGAGACACGUCGCCAGUUCCUUUGAUCGAUGCUCUUCCGAUUCGGGCUUUAAGAGUUCCACAACGGAAUACUCACACCAGCUCGAAGGCAAUUUUCAAUGUAAGUGCAAGACUUCCACCCCAAACGCCGUACUUUGUGAUAAGACCAUUAUCAACAUCAAUGAAACUUUUAACGAACGUUGCGUGGACGUGAUAAACCCGAGAAAAAGGCCUUCGUCGACGCCGAACGACUCGGUUAAUAACGCGAAACGAGUUUAUUUGGACAAAUCCGAGGAGGACAACGUUUAUUUUACUCUAAAACGACAACGAUGUAUUCGCCGCAGAAGAACCGACGACGAAAAGAAAACGAGUGCUUCGAAACCCAAAACGGUGCAGAAAUCAAGCAAAGUGGACGAUCCUCUAAUCGGGGAUGAAUCGUUUGAAUCCAAUAUUUCGGGAAAAAUUGCCGAAGAUAACAUAAGUACGCCGUUGAAAGUUGCGUCACUGAAUGAAACUUUUACGCUAUUAACGCCAGUGGACAACAGUCGGAGAUUUCGAAGAUGUUUGUUAUUCGAAUCGCCCACCUCUUUAUCUGAAAGUGCUUCGACCACAAAUAGCAGUCUUCGGGACGUGAGAGGAACAAUGGAUUUGAAUAUUCAUGGCGAAAACGAUGAAUUAUAUGUUAACAUAAUUCGCUGCAAGGAUUUGUACAGACCCAACGGGAAGCAAAUAAACGCUUAUGUGAAGGUUGCUCUAAGUGAUCGACUAGGAGAUAAUCGCAGGAAACGGCACGGAAUAUUACAACGUACUGCCGUUCAAUCCGACUCCAGCAAACCCUUCUUCAACCAUACUUUUAAAUUUCCUCUUCAGAAGGAAAGUCUUCAAAAGCGAUUACAUAUCGAAGUUUGGCAUCGGGAUCGGAGUUCAAGAACAAGCGAAUUUUUGGGGUGUAUGUCCUUUGAUGUCAGGCAUGUAUAUACGAAGGAUAUCAGUGGUUCAUAUCGUUUGCUGCCUCAGUCGUCAGGACGCUGUCAGAACAUUCCGAUAACCGUCGAGCUGUUAGAUCUAGAAGCAGAAGAAGACUGUCAACCCAUAAUGUGCGAGAGUCAGUCGAGUGUGGACGAGAUCAUGAGUCUUGAUGGCCUCGACAACGAUUUGAAAAAAGUCACCAACAAAGCCAUCCUGAGCGAGCAGCAGAAGUAUGCAGAUGAGAACUUGUUCCUGCGCUAUCUGGAGCUGGACCCUACGGAAGGGCCGGAAGCCAUCCCCGCUGCGAUGCAGAGAAAAGCCACGGGAAACAAAAACGGCCGGACGCCCUUUACGCAGACGAAGAAGUUGACGCGUGCUCCCAAAUCCGGAUUCGGAUUCUCGGUCGUCUGGACGCAUCCGCCGAGGAUAGAAAGGGUCGAAAAGGGUCUGCCGGCCGAUAAAGCGGGAAUUUUACCGGGGGAUUAUAUUAUCUUUGUCGAUAAACACAAUGUCGUCAUGAUGCCAGAAAUUGAUAUUUUGAAUUUAAUUAGGUCGUAUGGAAGUCAAUUAACUUUAGAAAUAUUUAGAAGAAACACGUCUAAAAACGGUUCUGUGCCAAGUGUCAGACGUUUAAAUAGUACCGGAACUUGUAGCACGACGGGGCUUCCUGUAACCUCUAAUUUAGUGCAAAGACGUCCCUCCACUGUUUGUUCAACGAAUACAGCUUCAGUCGAUUACAACAGGAAAAAAUUGCAUUUACCUCAAGUUACUUUUAGUGCCGAGAAAACCAGUAAUAAUCAAGAAGAAAACAGAACAAAAGCCAUGUAUCAACUAAUACAUAAAGAACAACAAUAUGCAACGGGGUUACAAUUUGCAGUUACAAGAUUCGUAUCAGCAUUGGCUGAACGCCGAGACUUAAUUACACCUUCCGAACAUAAAAUUCUUUUUCAAAAUUCUGAAGAGAUUCUUAGAUUAACAGAGGAUAUCCUUGACAAUUUAGUUCAAGAAGAAGGUGUUCAUAAUUUAAUUCGGACGUAUCAGGCAAAAUUGAAUGAAAUUACAACAGCUUAUAGACGCUAUUGCUCAGGAAUUAAAAAAGCUGAUUGUGUAUUGGCAAAUAAAACGAAAAAUUCCAAUUCAGAAUUUGUUAGGUUUUUACACACUCCAUCGAUUCCUAGAAGACGACCAGAUAUUACUGCAUUUAUUCAUAAGCCUCUAGAACAUUACAGGGAAGUUUUGAAAGCUUUCACUGUAAUACAAAGCUACACAAAGCCUAAUCAUGAAGACUAUCCUGUGAUAAAUCAACUUGUGCAUGACUUGCAGCAUACUUAUAAAGAAAUGACAGUAGAGGCAGGACUCAUGGAACCGAUGGGAGAAGGUAGACCUCUUUUAUCAGUACAAGAUUUAGAAAAUCGUUUAGUUUUUACAAAGUGUAAACCUUUCGUAUUAAAUAAACCCGGUCGCCAAUGGAUAUUCGGAGGCGAUUUAGGGCGAGUAGAAGGACGAAACAUACGACAAUACUGGACGCUUUUAUUUAGUGAUUUAUUAUUAUUUGCCAAAGUUUCAAGGGAUCGAGUUUUAUUUAUUAUGGAAGACCCUUUGCCCCUAGCACACAUAACUGACAUGUUUUUCAACGUUAGGAAAAAAGAUACUGAAUUUAGGAUAACAGUCUCACCUGGAGGAAAACAUGCUACUAGCCCAACUGUACAUUGUGGACCUGAUUUAACAAGAACUCCGAAAAAAAAUACGGGUAAAAGAACAAUGCUUUUAAGGGCACCGACGACUGAGUUGAAAGCCGUUUGGCAAAAUCUGCUCCAGAGACAAAUCUUCCACGUAAACGCGGGCAUGGAUGGCAGCUCAUUUAGCAGCCCGUUAGAAUCUCCUGACGCUCCAAUAACCUCCUCUGUGGCCACCCUUCAGUCUGCAGAAUCGCUCUCCUUGCGUCGGCAGACUCCACAAAACAUAAACGAAAAUACAGAAAUGCAAAAGCAAAUAGACGCCCUUAUAGAGCAUAAGUGUAAACAAUUGAGCAAAAAUAAUAGCGGAAAAGGUAAUGCUAUUCAUUUAGAAAAAUGGAUGAAAAGUCAUCUUGAUACUGAUAUUGCUGAUGAAGCAGAAUUGGAACCUUUAUCCGAAGAAUGGACCGAAGAAAUGCUUCGAAAACGAUCAGAAGAACUCCAAUUAAUAGACGCCCAAGGAAACGUUACUUGUAACGACACCAAACGAAUCGAAAGCAGAUGCGAAGAUAACAAUUUAUCUGACCACGACCAAAGUCCGUCCAAAAGUACAACAACAGAAAGUCAAGUUACCGUGCGCUCAAGCCCUUUAGUGCCAGAAACUGUGCCAGUGUGCCGACAGUGCCAUAAAAAUUGCCUUCCAUCUGUAAACAAUAAUGUUAAAAGUGCUCGAUCCAAUAAUAACACCGAAAACUCUAAAGAAAAAAAAGACGAAAACGAUAAUAAAGAUGAUGAUGAUUGGAGACCCUUACUUUUGAUGGGUUUAAGUGCAAUCAACCCAGCGGCAAGUCUAGUAAAACUAGAUCCGUUUUCUACACCAAUUCCACAAAUAAACGUCGCGCCACCAACACCAGAAAGUUCCACGAAAACCGGAAGUACUUCCGAUCAAAAACAGAAAGAUGGUUCUUGCAGUUGCCGCAAUAGCAGACCUGAGUUAAAUAAUUUAGAACUAUGCAACGAAGUUGAUAUAUCACCAGACGAUUCACCUCAAACUGAAGAGCAUCCAUAUCACUCCUUGAGUAGUUCAAACUUAACGUUACGACGAUACGGUACAGUUUCUAGUUUAGAGCGAUUAGGAACAGAAGAACAUGAAGAUAACUGGGAUGAACGUUACUCAUCUGAUGAAGAUCACGAAAAACAUGGAGGUAUUGACAACGAAGCAUUUUAUCAUUCAUCAAUCAAAAGUUGGACUGCUAAAGCUGGAUCUUUUGUUGCUGAAAAAAUGUCAUUUUUUGAACGACUUGGAGAGGAUUAUAGAAACACUGGACGGUUUUUUGAAAAAUAUUUAAAAACAACAGAAACUACAGUCAAUGGAGAUGACGUUCAAGAAGAUGAAACAUCUGGUGCCACUUCAGGUGAAGAAAUAUGGGGGACACCCACUAGUGGUGGUGAAAUGGACGACCCUUUGAGUUCUCCUAAUUAUGAAGGAAAACAAUCGCCUUAUGAUGGUUCCAUAUCGUCCGAUAAUGGAGACGACACAGAACUCAUGAUGGAUGAGCUACUUAUGACUCCUCCCAUCACUGGUGCAAUAAUGAGAGGUCUCCUUCCUCGAAGGACAUUAGAACCGUUAAUAGAAGAAGACUUUUCAGAAAGUUGUUCUCCAACUUCAUCAGGAACACCAACCGAACCUUCAGUAUCUCCAGAACAGGGCAACGGAACUGGCGAUGUUGCUGACAAAUGUUCGACUGCUGUAGAAAACCGGAUAGAGUCUCCAAAUACAGAGAUGGAGAUGGGGUCGGCAGUUACGACGUCCGAAACGACUGUUGUUCCGAAAAUUCAUCGAUCAGAAAGUUACCGGAAGAUUAUAGAAGCGGCAGAAGAAGACUACGACGACGCCCUCGGUUUUUUCGAGAGGUUCAAGCCAACAGUGAAGUUCAUAAAUAUUGAAAGAGUGCCGCGAGCAAAAAGUGCAAAAAUUUUUGAGUUUUUUAACAUGCGUCGAGAACGCAGAAUUCACCAAACGAUUCCGGAAGGAAAACAGUUAAUCAAAAUUUUCAGUAAAGAAGGUACGAUUUCAGACAAUGUCCCUACGUCUUAUUCGGAAAAACCGCUUUCCCCUAGACUACUAAAGGAUAAGCAAAUGGAUCGAAGAUUUUGGAAACAGUUAAGCAGACGUCGUGGCAAUAAAAUGUCAAACCAGCCGGCCUGAAAAUAUUGCAAUAUUUAUAGGUUUUCAAAAUUUUCAUCACAAUUUCGUCAUUUCAAGCUCAACUCACGUGAUAUUGGUGCUUUGAAUACAAAAUGUGCAAAUUUCUCAAUUUAUUAAUAAUUUUGGCUUAAAUAAUUGGCACUAAAUAUUAUAGUUGUUAACUAAUGUAAAUAGCUUUAAAUCGUUAUUCAAUUUUUAUAAACUAUUUACUGAAUAGUCAAAAACAUCGUUUCUAUUUAAAAAAUUCUAGUCGUAGGAAUCGAUUUAAAUGCAGGGGUGUAAAGUAGUUAAAGAAUAAAAAAUCCGUCACAUAACAUUUGUGAUAACUACAAUUUUGUAUACUGUUGAAAAUAAAUUUUAAAA